Amphibalanus amphitrite is the source of this 2403-nucleotide messenger RNA. RefSeq names its product CKLF-like MARVEL transmembrane domain-containing protein 7. Lineage: Eukaryota; Metazoa; Arthropoda; Thecostraca; Balanomorpha; Balanidae. Bases 145 to 621 code for a protein of 158 amino acids. The record is from RefSeq and is a predicted model, not a curated record. Gene Ontology annotation, cellular component: membrane. The transcript is spliced from 5 exons.
GCUGGCAGCAGCGCGGCGGCCUGGCGGCGGCCCACGUCAAGCGCGCGGCCCGGGCCGCAAGGAGGCUCACGCGAACCAGUGCCGUGGCAACCGGCGUGAACAGUGACCUCAGGUGUGACCUGACCUGACCCGAAAGCGGCCACCAUGCCCGAGGCAGGACAGACCAACGUGGACCCGCCGGCGGGCGGCAGUGGGAUCCGGUUCAACCCACAGCACUUCAAAACGACGCCCGGCAUCAUCAAGAUCGUGGAAGUGUGUAUCGGCCUGCUCUGUCUGAUCCUGGCCAGUCCAGCCUACUUCAGCGGCACCGGCUUCUUCCUGUUCGCUGUGGUCAUCAGCUUUCUCUCCACCAUCGUCUGGAUCUUUGUGUAUCUUCUGUCCAUCAGAGAGGCACUGCCACAGAUCCCCGUACAGUGGGUGCUCACGGAGCUGAUUAACACAUGCAUCUUGACGAUUCUCUACGCUAUCGGCACGCUCGUUCAACUAAUCGUAUGGCUGUCGCACGGUGCCCGAUGGUACGGUUUUGGCGCCAAUAUUGCUGGCGGUGUGUUCGGUAUCUUCAACACGUUGGUGUACGCGGCGGGAGCGUAUCUGCUGUUCGUCGAGUACCGCCAGCCGUGAGCUGCGUGAUCUGAGAGCGCCUCUGAGAGCUGCGCACCGCCACCACCGCCGUCUGUCGUCUGCCCCGCUGACCUGACCUGACCUGACCUGAGCUGAGCUGGUCUGACCUGACGUGACCUGACCGGAGCUGGGUUGGGCUGGGAUGACCUGGCCUGGCCUGAGAUGGCCCGACUUGAUCCGGGCCGACCCGACGGUCCUGUCUGACCUGGUUUGUUUGACUGGCCCGAUGUGAACUGAAUUGGCUUGUUUAGGUUCUGAUCUGACAUGCCCUUGUUUGACAUAACUUAGCUUGCGGAAAUAAUUUGAGCCGUAUUAUGGAACAGUUACAUCAGUUAGGACCCUUAAUUAGUAUGUCAUGCAUAUCAACAUCAUUAAUCGUGAUCAAAAUCACUUGGCGAAAUUUUUCCUCGCAUACGACAGUUUUUGUUUUUAUAUGGGCGCUGGUGCUAGUUUUAUACCAGAGCCGUCAGCAUCGCAGUCUCCAGAACCGUUUUCGUUGAUGCGCGUUACGAGUUUUACUGAUGCUUGCAGAAAGCAUGGAGCUGCAAAUUCUUUCAGAUAAAAGUAAGACAGUAGCCUAAUUCGCUUCAAUGCAACAUGAAAUUUGUUGUGUAAAUGCACAGCUAUAGUGACAUUCAGUUCACAAGGCGUUACCUCACGUCGUAAAAUUAUUAUCAAGAGACCGCUGUAGGGGCUCGUGGUCAGACUACGGCGAGCCAAGACUGGAACAAGUAGAUUCUGUCUGACCCCCUUGGCUAGUCAGUGACAAAUCUGGCAACAGGACUGGUGGUCAGCGGGGAAUCUGGUAACAGCUGCGGCGGCCGGUCCCGCGUCCGUGCCAAACUCUUGUCUAACUCUUCCGGCAGCGCGCGGGCGACGCGGCGGGCAGGCGCUGUAGGGCGGAGCGGCGGCUUUAGGGCGGGGGCGGCGGCUGUAGGGCGGGGGCAGCUGGUGUCCUAACAGUGAGCCGUGUGGCAGUGUUUGUACAGAUGCUCUAACAUCUGAUCGGUGUGAGUGUUUGCUGACGCGUUUCCUCUGAAGCUUCUUUGGUUCCUGGCGAUUGUGUCCGGUUGUCAGUAUUGUGGCAGUAUCUGGGAAAAGCGCGGAUGGGCUUGAGAGGGACUCUGUUGCAAAUAACUAACCCGCUAACCAAACAUGCAUUCACGGUGUCACUGCCACUGUCAUUGUUAAACCUUUGUCUCAUGUUUGUACUAAACAGCGUUACUAUCUACCUUUAUUGGUCACCGAGUGUGAGCUCUUGUCAGUUAGCUUAGGUUGCGUCGUUCGCGAUGGUCCGCAAUCGUAGCAUUUUGUAGCCGAGGUUACCUGCGUUAUAACUUAUUACGUGAACGAAACGUGUGGCUAGUUGGUAUCAUGCUUAGUGUCCCACGUUUGUUUAGAAGUCACUGUGCAUGUUCAAUCAAAAGAAUAUUGCUUUUUUCGUUGGCUAGGACCUGGCGUGUCCUUUGUUUGGAAAAUAUUUGGUUUGGAUGUCCGUUGGGAGACGAAGCUUGGUCACGGUCACAAUAUAUUCUUUAUUUGCUUUAACAAAGCCAGUUAACAGGACGUAUUCUCGUAGUACGUUGACUAGAUGCUAUGGACAUUUGUUUGCGAAACUAGAGAAUAGUGAAGCAAUGCUAAUACUUUCGUCAUGCCUCAAAAUCUAAGGACUGAGUUCAAAAGUAACGUAUGCCUAUUUGCAAUGGUUCACGGCGUCUCAGUGUAUGAUGCGUUUGUUAUCAUUGCAAUAUGUCUAAGGUAAAUAAAUAUAAACAAAACGUC